AUGUCCCGCAGCAACAAGCUGGCCCCCGAGGCCAAUCGCAUCCUAUUUGUCAAGAACCUUGCCUACAACGUGGACAGCGAGAGUCUGUGGUCUUUAUUCACUAAGUUUGGAGGUGUACGCCAGAUAAGACUUGGGAACUCGACUACCACGAAAGGCACCGCUUUUGUGGUUUACGAUGAGGUGUUGGAUGCGAAACAAGCCUGCGACAAACUGAACGGGUUCAACUUUAUGAACCGCUAUUUGGUCGUCCUGUACCAUCAACCCGAGAAAAUGAAGGUCGAAGCGAAGGAAGAUAUUGCUGCCAGACAAGAGAAUCUUGAGCGCAUGAAGCGAGAACAUGGAAUCGAGUGA
This is a messenger RNA of Exophiala spinifera, 351 nucleotides long. RefSeq lists its product as uncharacterized. NCBI's taxonomy places the organism in Eukaryota, Fungi, Ascomycota, Eurotiomycetes, Chaetothyriales, Herpotrichiellaceae. Gene Ontology annotation, cellular component: U2 snRNP; catalytic step 2 spliceosome; precatalytic spliceosome. The record is from RefSeq and is a predicted model, not a curated record. Bases 1 to 351 code for a protein of 116 amino acids. Gene Ontology annotation, biological process: mRNA splicing, via spliceosome. The transcript has a single exon. Gene Ontology annotation, molecular function: RNA binding.